UGACAGGGGGCUGCUCUGAGCAACAGUUUCACUGGAACGGUGACGAAUGGAGAUGGGAAGUUAGGGGGUUUCAAGGUGUCGUCUCUGUUAUUAGGAGAGUUAACGGCACUUCCUCCUGAUAACACUACUUGACACUUCUGUUGAUGGAUUUGGCUCAUCAGGAGUUGUCCCUGGCUAACCAAUUUUCGAAGCUCAAGAUACCUGAUGGAGCCAUACGUAAAUCCAGGGCUGAUAUGUACAGGCGUGGCUGUGGUGUAUGUUAACUAUCUCAACAAUCUGGAGGAGGAGGAUAUGUAUACAAGCGUGGUUAUUGUGUGAAUCCUGGUGUGGAAACGCCACAAAAUCCAAGGCCAGCAGAACAAUCGAUCUUUGCAAUAAUCCCAUGACAAAGGAACCAUAGCUUCAGGUUAACUAAUGGGUGUUAGAAGAAUUGUAACUGAAUGGCCCGAUCUUGAUCUCUAGGCACGGAAAUUCACAGCAAAAAUCUUGGGUGAAGAUAUGGAACUCAAGGAGCCUGUAGCUGCUGUAACAGAAGAGCCUAAUCCUUCUUCAUCAAGAGGAGAAGAAAACCAUCAAUCUUGGAUAUUUGCUAGGAGGAGAUUGAAUAUUUGAAGCAAAACAUGUACUGUGCAUUAUUUGAAGCAGAGAUGGCGUCUCCAAAAACUUUCAGAGGAGAGAUUAUUAAGAGAAACUAUGAGGAUCAUUGAAGACCUCAUAGACAUUAAACGACAUCCUCUCUGUUUUGUUCUGUAAGAAUGUCAUGUAUUAGGUACACGAGUUGCUCGAGAAAGUGGGUUCCUAGGAGGGACAAAUAUCAAAUGGACAAUACUAAAAUGGGAUUCUCUGGUUGGUAAAUGUAUAUGAUAAGAAAAGAGCCGCUAUAGAUGCCAGUUUAGCCCUUCAACAGGUAAAAGACUUCUCACAUAUCUUGAGUCUCUUGUACCUUGGUUCUUUAAGAUAAUCAUGUGCUCAUUAUUUUUCUUGAUCUUUAUCUGAAGAAGGCGAAUAAACGCGUCAUGGUCUUGUCUCUUGUCUUGCAUAUGCAGUUCUAGCUUCUUCUUAAUGAAAUUUCAAACAUGAUGCAACCUUAUUUACUCGUUUACGCGCAAGCAGCCGAAAUGAAAAAGAGAGCCGUUACAAAAACAGAGAAUCCGGAAGAUAACUCCUAUGUGUCACAUGCAGCAUGUUUCUGCUUAAAACCUUUUAUAUAACAACCUUCCACAAUCACAUUCUAAAAUUCAAACAAACACACAAACGAGAAAAAAAUGAUGAGAAUCCAAAGUGGAGGAUAUGCGUUUAUUAUAGUUGCAGUGAUGGCGUCUGUUAUAACACAACAGCCUGAGUUGGUGACCGGACAAGCUAGAGUUCCUGCUAUGUUUGUGCUCGGAGACUCACUGGUCGAUGUUGGGAACAACAACUUUCUAGCAACCAUAGCUAGAGCCAACUACUUGCCUUAUGGUAUAGACUUAAACUUCCGUCCUACUGGCAGGUUUAGCAACGGCUUGAACUUCAUUGAUCUGCUUGCUCAGUUGUUAGGAAUCUCCUCACCUCCUCCCUUUGCUGAUCCAACAACAUCAGGCAAUAGAAUCCUCGGUGGAGUUAACUUUGCAUCUGCAGCUGCUGGCAUCCUUGAUGAAUCAGGCCAAAACUAUGGAGAUAGAUUCACCAUGAACCGGCAAAUGGUGAACCUAGGGACGACCGUGACCCAGUUAAGAACCAUGAUGAGCCCUCAAAACUUAACGGAUUACUUGGCAAGAUCGCUUGUGAUUCUCGUUUUUGGAAGCAAUGACUAUAUCAACAACUACCUUAUGCCUAAUCUCUACUCCUCCAGCAUCAGAUACAGACCGCCUGAGUUCGCCAACCUACUUCUCAGUCAAUACGCUCGACAACUUCUUACACUGUACGGCCUAGGUCUAAGGAAAAUAUACAUAACUGGAGUAGCACCACUAGGCUGCAUACCAAGCCAAAGAGCCACAGGAGUUGGACCACCCGGGAGAUGUGUUGACACAGUGAACCAGAUACUAGGAACGUUUAACCAAGGGAUAAGAUCAAUUGUUGACCAGCUGAACCAACGCUUACCUGGAGCCAUCUAUGUAUACGGUAACACAUAUGGUGCCUUUGGUGACAUGCUAAACAACCCAGCUGCUUAUGGACUGAGUGUAGUGGACAGGGCUUGUUGUGGGGUUGGGAGGAACCAAGGACAAAUCAAUUGUUUGCCGUUGCAGAACCCAUGUCCUAACAGGUCACAGUAUCUGUUUUGGGAUGCAUUUCAUCCUACUCAGAGUGCUCUCUCUGUUCUGGCUAGACGAGCUUUCUAUGGACCACCUAACGACGCAUAUCCUGUCAAUAUCCAACAGAUGACUCUCCUUCACUAGUUUUUUUUUUUGUGUGUGUGUUUUCUCUGAGUCUCAAAGAUAUAACAUAUGUUGCUGCUAAUAAAUAUAUAGGCAUGUAAGAUAGUGAACUCUUUCAAAGUAAAUCUAAAGCUGUUGUUAUGCGCAUAACAUG
Raphanus sativus (radish) is the source of this 2508-nucleotide messenger RNA. Its product is annotated as GDSL esterase/lipase At1g71250-like. The record is from RefSeq and is a predicted model, not a curated record. Lineage: Eukaryota; Viridiplantae; Streptophyta; Magnoliopsida; Brassicales; Brassicaceae. The transcript is spliced from 9 exons. The coding region runs from base 1266 to 2375 and encodes 369 amino acids. Gene Ontology annotation, molecular function: hydrolase activity, acting on ester bonds.